Messenger RNA from Chrysochloris asiatica (Cape golden mole), 2743 nucleotides. RefSeq names its product staufen double-stranded RNA binding protein 2 (gene STAU2). The transcript has 12 exons. The coding region runs from base 15 to 1727 and encodes 570 amino acids. Lineage: Eukaryota; Metazoa; Chordata; Mammalia; Afrosoricida; Chrysochloridae. The record is from RefSeq and is a predicted model, not a curated record.
CUCUCCAAGAUAAAAUGGCAAACCCCAAAGAGAAAACUCCAAUGUGUCUGGUAAAUGAGUUAGCCCGUUUCAAUAGAGUCCAACCUCAGUAUAAACUUCUGAAUGAAAGAGGGCCUGCUCAUUCCAAGAUGUUCUCAGUGCAGCUGAGUCUUGGUGAGCAGACAUGGGAAUCCGAAGGAAGCAGUAUAAAGAAGGCCCAACAAGCGGUAGCUAAUAAAGCUUUGACUGAGUCUGCACUUCCGAAACCAGUUCAGAAACCACCCAAAAGUAAUGUUAAUAAUAAUCCAGGCAGUAUAACUCCAACUGUGGAACUGAAUGGGCUUGCUAUGAAAAGGGGAGAGCCUGCCAUCUACAGGCCGUUAGAACCAAAGCCAUUUCCAAAUUAUAGAGCUAAUUACAACUUUCGGGGCAUGUACAAUCAGAGGUAUCAUUGCCCAAUGCCUAAGAUCUUUUAUGUUCAGCUGACUGUAGGGAACAAUGAAUUUUUGGGGGAAGGAAAGACUCGACAAGCUGCUAGACAUAAUGCUGCGAUGAAAGCUCUUCAAGCACUCCAGAAUGAACCUCUUCCCGAAAAAUCGCCUCAGAAUGGAGAAUCAGGAAAAGAAAUGGAUGAUGACAAAGAUGCAAAUAAAUCUGAGAUCAGCUUAGUGUUUGAAAUUGCUCUGAAGCGAAAUAUGCCCGUCAGUUUUGAGGUUAUUAAAGAAAGUGGACCACCUCAUAUGAAAAGCUUUGUUACUCGGGUGUCAGUGGGUGAAUUCUCUGCAGAAGGAGAGGGAAAUAGCAAAAAACUCUCCAAGAAACGUGCAGCAACCACUGUCUUACAGGAGCUUAAAAAACUUCCACCUCUUCCUGUAGUUGAGAAGCCAAAAUUAUUUUUUAAAAAACGCCCUAAGACCAUAGUAAAGGCUGGACCAGAAUACGGUCAAGGAAUGAACCCCAUUAGCCGCCUGGCUCAAAUUCAACAGGCCAAAAAAGAAAAGGAACCAGAUUAUGUUUUGCUUUCAGAAAGAGGAAUGCCCCGACGUCGAGAAUUUGUGAUGCAGGUCAAGGUAGGCAAUGAAGUUGCUACUGGAACAGGACCAAAUAAAAAGAUAGCCAAAAAAAAUGCAGCGGAAGCAAUGCUUUUACAACUUGGUUACAAAGCAUCCACUAGUCUUCAAGAUCAACUUGACAAGACAGGGGAAAACAAAGGAUGGAGUAGUCCAAAGGCUGGGUUUCCUGAACCAACAAGUAACACUCCAAAAGGGAUUCUUCAUUUGUCUCCUGAUGUUUAUCAAGAGAUGGAAGCCAGCCGCCACAAAGUAAUCUCUGGCACUAGUCUAGGCUAUUUGUCACCCAAAGAUAUGAACCAACCUUCAAGUUCUUUCUUCAGUAUAUCUCCCACAUCGAAUAGUUCCGCUUCAAUUGCAAGGGAACUCCUUAUGAAUGGAACAUCUCCUACAGCUGAAGCCAUAGGUUUAAAAGGAAGUUCUCCUACUCCCCCUUGUUCUCCAGUACAACCUUCAAAACAGCUGGGAUAUUUAGCAAGGAUUCAAGGCUUUCAGGCAGCUUUAAGUGCUUUGAAGCAAUUUUCUGAACAAGGAUUGGAUCCAAUGGAAGGAGCAAUGAAUAUUGAAAAAGGUUCUCUUGAAAAACAAGCCAAGCAUCUGGGAGAGAAAGCAGACAAUAACCAGGCACGCCUGGGCUCCAUCGCUCAGGACUGCAAGAAAUCAAAGUCGGGCAUCUAGCAGAUCCCAGCACCACGGCUGCCACCGCAUCCUUAUAAACCUGUCAGCACGCAUGAGGGUGUCUGUGUUCAAGGAAAUGAAUGACUAAUACCAUUAUUUGAGUCUUAUGUGAAGACAACACUAUUCUAAUGCAAGAGAUAAUAUACAUGGUACUGUUUAUUCAACUGAGGGAAAAUAAAACUUUGAGCAUUUCCCUUGGAACUUGAUAUCAGAUCAUAACUCUUUUGCCCAGAGGCAGCAGAAAUCCGAUCCUGCUACUGGAGUUUAAAAUAACAAUUAAUGUGAAGUGCUAGUAACAGAGGUAAAUUUUUUAAAGGAUUAAUCGAGAAGUUGGGUUUGAUUCUGUUGAUGCGAUUGUUAUGUCGUGGGGCUUGUAUUCAUGUAUAUUUGCGCUCUCUCUUUUUCUCAAUAAUGCUUGACAGUUUUGGACAUUAACCAAUGAUGUGCUGUGGAAUGUGAUGGUUGUUUUCAUAUAGAACCAUGCAGUUUCUCUUUUUAUGCAGAUAUUUGUAACCUUCAUCUUGUAUCAAUACAAAUAAGUUCAAGGUACACUACUCAAAGAUAUAUAAACACAGUAAUGUUUAAACCCAAUCAGGUAUUUGACUACAGAUACAAAAUAUGUUAGAAGCAACUAGUUUCACUAUACUCCAGGAAUUAUAAAGUACAACCAGUGGUGGGUUUUGAGCUCCAUGAUACUAUUUGCAACUAAAGAGGUGUCUUGCUUCUAAAAACGAUUUCUCUGGAUUUCAAGUUCUGUUGUGUAGAUUGUACCCACUCCCAUCCAUGUGUCGUAGCCACUCACUGUUUGCACCCAAGGAGUGUUCUUAAGUACUGCCUUUGGACUUAGGACAGUGAGUAGGAUCAAAAUAAAUAUGUACAUGGUGGAGAAGAGAAAGCCUGUUUGAGGGACCUGAAAAGAAAUCUCACCAGUUUAUAGCCAAUCACGCUUGGGAUCAGCAUGUUGGAAUCCAGCGUGUAGCAAAUGCAGUAAAAAUUUGAUUGGUUGAUGUGUGAAA